Mucor velutinosus is the source of this 723-nucleotide messenger RNA. RefSeq names its product hsp70 nucleotide exchange factor fes1 (gene FES1). Lineage: Eukaryota; Fungi; Mucoromycota; Mucoromycetes; Mucorales; Mucoraceae. The transcript is spliced from 3 exons. The record is from RefSeq and is a predicted model, not a curated record. The coding region runs from base 1 to 723 and encodes 240 amino acids.
AUGUCGCACAUUCCAAACAGAGCAUUCAUCUACUACUGUCCUUAUCCGCUAGUAGAUCAGCACAAGCUUGAGCAUGUCCAUCAAGUAGCAAGAGAGGGAUGUUCAGGGCAAAUUGCAUUGGAAAAAGAACGUUCUGAUUCAAACCAAACAGUGCUUCAGCUAGUGGGCCUAUUUGGUGCUAGCGACAUCAAAUCAGAAUUCAAACAAAGAUUUAAUGACAUGUCAUUGGCUAUCGUUUCCAAUGAUCCUCAUACAAUUCAGAUGGCACAACAACUUGGGUGCCAUUGCCAAGACAUAACGACAGAGUUACAAGUGAAUCAAGACGUUGUGUUUGUGGAUUUUACAGGCUAUAGUGAUGUCGGUGCGUGGUCAACAUUGGACAUAUUCGUAGGUCAACAUGCAAGACCAGACACAAUCCAAUGCAUCAUCAGUACAAGCACGGAUGCUGGCACAGAGGAAACAGGCAGCAAACAACAAUGGUGGGAUGCUAUCGUCCCUCGUCAAAGCCAUCUCAUGAAAAACGGUGAGCCAUUGAAAGACGCAGUGCAAGAUCAGACACUUGUAUACUCUUAUCUUCAUGUGGGGUCUUCCAGACAAGAUGGUGUCUCUACAUUCAACGCACCAGACAUCAAAUCCAAGGGUAGCAAUGGCACCAUUCUAGCAUGGCAUUUAUUGGCUGAAAUAGGGCAUAAACUAGGCUUUGUGCCCAAGUAUGGUGCUUAG